AUGGCGUCGGCGGGGGACAUGCUCGCGCGCGUGGACUCUUUACUGAAGCGGUACGAGGCGUACCUGCCGAAGCAAGAAACGCACGCGCAGGUGGAGGCGAAGAUCGCGAAGAUGAAAGGAACGGAGGCGUUUGCGGCCAUGUUGGGGGGCGCGGAGACGAUUUUGGACGAAUUGCUGGAAAAGGCGGCGGCGGUGAAGUCGGAGCGUAAUCGCGCGGCGGUGGCGACGCUGAAUGCGGAGGUGCGGCGUGGAAAGAAUUAUUUGCGAGGUGAGAUUCCAAAACUUCGGAAAGCUGCGCGGACGAAGGCGGCGGGGACGACGGAGCAGGACGCGGUUGCGAUGUUGGAAAUCGUGGACGAUUUUGAGACGCAAGCGAAAGCCCGCGGGUGGGUACGCGGACCCGCGGCCACGAUCAACAUCUCGGGCGAUCCGGGAUCGAGCACGAACCCUUUCGUGAACAUGGAGCAGAGCGAAUCGAGCGAGGCUUUCAGGCAAGAAUUCGAGGCGCGCAAGGCGAAGCAGGAUCAAGGUUUGGACGUCAUAUCCCGCGGAUUGGGUGUCUUGAAGGACAUCGGAGGAGAGAUGACGGAGGAGAUGCGUAGGCAACAGCCGAUCACGGACGCGAUCGAGGACAAGCUCGAUAGCGUGAACGCGGAGAUUCGCACGGCGAACGCGAGGCUCAAGGACACGGUGACAAAGAUGCGAUCGUCGAGAAAGUUCUGCGUGGAUUGCAUGCUCAUCUGCGUCAUCCUAGGCGUUGCGCUGAGCGUUUACAAGCUCGUCGCGUGA
This is a messenger RNA of Ostreococcus tauri, 789 nucleotides long. RefSeq names its product Target SNARE coiled-coil domain. The record is from RefSeq and is a predicted model, not a curated record. Gene Ontology annotation, cellular component: plasma membrane. Lineage: Eukaryota; Viridiplantae; Chlorophyta; Mamiellophyceae; Mamiellales; Bathycoccaceae. The transcript is spliced from 3 exons. Bases 1 to 789 code for a protein of 262 amino acids.